AUGAUAACUUCCCCAUAUGGCUGUUGGUCCCUGGGUGGCAGUGGGCCAAUCCUUAGAGGAGAGCUCACCAGCACCACGGGCAGCACACAUUUGACACAAGGGACCUCUGAAGUCACGAACACAUUCUGCCUGUGUUUAAAGCUGUGGCCCAUGCCUGGAUGCUGGAAUAUAGACAGGAGUCAAGCAGACAUAAAUCCUUGCCCUCAUGGAGCUAAGCUUCAGCUAGAGGAGAUAAACAAUGGGAAGGGGAGGGGGAGCAGGCAUGCAAAUCAUCUUAAGAAGCCGCUGAUGGAAGAGUCUCCCCUUUGGAAAGGCCAUCUCCCUUCCCAUCAUCUCCAUCCCGUAGAGAGGAAAACCCAGGCUUGGCGUUGGCAGUCAGGUAGUUCCUCAGAACUGAAACCACCUAACCAGCAUCCCCCACCCCCCACCGCCCCUCUCCCACCCCCCUUGCCGACUGGAAGCAACCAUGACAUGGUGCUCAGAGCCCUUGCAGAGGUGUGCUGUGGUCUCUCUGAGCUCAUCACGGCACCUUCCUAUGCAGGAGUUUCAAUUCAAGAAGCUAUGCAAGCUUAG
Physeter macrocephalus (sperm whale) is the source of this 573-nucleotide messenger RNA. RefSeq names its product talanin. The record is from RefSeq and is a predicted model, not a curated record. Lineage: Eukaryota; Metazoa; Chordata; Mammalia; Artiodactyla; Physeteridae.